AUGUUUUCCGUUGAAAUCUCGACUUUACAACGGCAACUUCCGUUACAAAAAACUAGUUCCUUAUCCACACUCAAUCCUUAUUUGGACGCUGACGGACUUCUUCGCAUCAGAGGACGGCUCCGUCAUGCUUGCCUUUCAGAAACGACGAAGAAUCCGCUCGUAUUACGAGCACAUCCAUUGCUAGUUCUUAUUAUUCAGCAUCAUCAUCUCAGAACGUUACAUGCUGGUCCCCAAUUAACACUCGCUUCAUUACGUAAUGAAUUUUGGAUCCUCCGAUCUCGCGCUACCGUUCGUGCUGUUCUGUAUCAGUGCGUACAAUGCACUCGUGAGCGCGCUAAAAAACCUGUCGAACUCAUGGGCGAUCUACCGGAGGCGAGAGUUAACCGUGCCGCUCGCGCAUUUAUACAUACUGGCGUUGAUUACGCUGGACCAAUCACUGUCCGAACCGCGCCCGGCCGAGGACACAAAUCGCAAAAGGCUUACAUUGCGCUGUUCAUAUGUUUAACGACCAAGGCUAUGCAUUUAGAACUUGUUUCCGAUUACAGCUCGCCGACCUUUAUUGCAGCGUACCAGCGAUUUGUCUCCCGCCGAGGACUACCGCAGUCCAUGUACUCAGACAACGGUACAACAUUUCAUGGCGCUAAUCGAGAAUUAUCCGAAGCUCACGCGAAAGCAAUUCGCGAUCCAAGCUUUCGUAAUCGUCUCGCUAGCGAUGGAACCGCGUGGCAGUUCCUACCCCCGGCCGCACCACAUUUCGGCGGACUGUGGGAAGCCGGUGUCAAGAGCGUCAAAUACCACAUAAAGCGUUGCAUCGGCCUCCAUACAUUAACUUUUGAAGAAAUGACCACGUUUCUUUGUCGCAUUGAAGCUUGCUUAAACUCUCGUCCGAUCGCUCCCGUCUCCGAUAAUCCUGACGAUUAUCACGCGUUAACGCCUGGUCAUUUCUUGAUCGGUACCUCUCUUCUCGCUCCCGCCGAACCAAGCGUGCUUGAAUUUAACGAGAAUCGAUUGUCGCGUUGGCAAAUGAUUCAACGUCUGACGGAAGAGUUUUGGCGGUCCUGGUCAAGCGAUUACUUGCAUUCUCUUCAACAACGCCCAAAAUGGCGCGUUAUCCAGCGACUUGCCAAAGUUGGCCAAAUAGUCUUAGUGCGUAAUCCCUUGGCUCCGCCCAGCCAUUGGGACCUUGGACGAAUUGUCGCCUGUCAUCCAGGAGAAGAUGGCCUGACGCGCGUUGUCACGGUCAAAACCUCCCGUUCUGAAUAUAAACGACCGAUCGUGAAACUAUGCUUCUUGCCUGUUGCGAUUAAUACCGAAGAAGUAAAAGAUUCUGUUAUGGCGGGCGGAAUCUCGUCUUAA
Nylanderia fulva is the source of this 1356-nucleotide messenger RNA. RefSeq lists its product as uncharacterized. Lineage: Eukaryota; Metazoa; Arthropoda; Insecta; Hymenoptera; Formicidae. Gene Ontology annotation, biological process: DNA integration. The record is from RefSeq and is a predicted model, not a curated record. Gene Ontology annotation, molecular function: nucleic acid binding.